AUGAAGCUGUUUGGCAGCUCCCUCUUCGACUCGGACAAGACGUACCGGCCGAAGAAGAAGCACAAGGAGGGAACGGAGCGGUACCGCCUGCACAACUUCGCACGCUCGCUCGUCAAGUCCGGCGACCUGCGGCAGGCGGUGCAGCUGCCCCCUGGCGUCGAAGCCAACAACUGGCUUUCGGUGCACACCGUCGAUUUCUACAACAUCACAAACGUCAUCUACGGCUCGCUGACGGACUACUGCAGCGACAUGAGCUGCCCCGUCAUGUCCUCCGGGCCGCGGUACGAGUACCUGUGGCGCAACCCUCCCGAGUACCCCAAGGCGACACGGGUGUCGGCACCACAGUACCUCGACCUGCUCAUGAAGUGGAUCGAGCGGCAGAUCAACGACGAGCGCAUUUUCCCGUCGGAGGACUACAACCCGUACCCGGCCGACUUCAAGAGUUACGUGAAGAACAUAUUCCGCCGCAUGUUCCGCGUCUACGCGCACAUCUAUUACUCGCACUUCACGAAGAUCGCGGAGCUUCAGGAGGAGGCGCACAUGAACACCGCCUUCAAGCACUUCAUGUACUUCGCGUGGGAGUUCGACCUCAUUCCACGUGAGGAGCUGACGCCGCUGCAGGAGUUGCUGAAGAACCUCAUGGGCGACUACGCGAAGGAGAGGCUAGAGUGA
Molecule: messenger RNA, 672 nt
Organism: Leishmania mexicana MHOM/GT/2001/U1103
Lineage: Eukaryota; Euglenozoa; Kinetoplastea; Trypanosomatida; Trypanosomatidae
Product: putative cell cycle associated protein MOB1
Exons: 1
Coding region: 1-672 (223 amino acids)
Biological process (GO): signal transduction; positive regulation of protein phosphorylation
Cellular component (GO): nucleus; cytoplasm
Molecular function (GO): protein kinase activator activity
Source: RefSeq, a predicted model, not a curated record